UCUAUUGCCGCUUUAUUGUUCCCCUCUUUCGAUAUACGUGUAAUGCUAUGAUGAUUGUAGCUAGCCAAUUGGUACGUUAAGCGUGUGGCCCAGCACGGGGCUUUCAGUCAUAGCGAGUUAGCUAGCGUUACCUUUUGUUUUGACAAUGCUAGCCAGCGAAGCUAGCGUUAGCUUAAUAUGUACCUAGCUAACUUGUUGUCUGGCGAGUUUGUUGCAUUUACAUGCAUACGCUAAGUAGCUAAGUAGGUUAGACAACCAUGCUGAUAUAAGCACAUAAAACUUGAUGCCUACUGAGUCGUUUUACCACGGAGCUAGCUAGUUCCUGAGCUAACUUUCAUCAACUUUGCUAACAUUAGCUAGCUGCCGGGAACGUUAGCUAGCCUUGCGAUAAAAAAAGAUGGCUACGACUAGCUAGGUUACGUUAGCGAGCUAGUUCGGUCUUUUCGUUGUAUUUUUUAUUUGAUAGCGUUACGUUAACGUAUUGGAGCCAGCUUACUGGAAUAGCCUAGUCGUGUUUCUUCUGAAAAUGUUUGCUAGCUCGCUAACGUUAACUAAAUCGUGUAGCAAACGUUUACUUACGCGCUGGUGUUUUUGCAUACAAGCUAACGUAGUUUGCUGUAUUUUUCUAUAGAUAGCAAUUGAUGGCUAGCAUAUCACAUGUUUACCAUUUCACCGGAUCCUAGCUAGCGAACUUCGUGUUCUCUGUGCACAUGGGAGUACAAACUCGCCAAAUAAUAUACACACCUGGCUAUCUUGCUAACUUAGCAGGUAGCGGCAGUCAAACUGAAUACGCGUCUAAUCCUUAACUUGCAUGCUCGGACAAGCGAUGAUCUGACAACUGGUAUGUGACCAUCUUGCUAGCUAUCUAGUCUAACAAACGUUAUGCAUCCAUCGUUUGCUCGUCAGCGAGCUAAACUAAAUCCAGUGAAUCUAGUUUUUCAGCGUGAAUUGCGCCUUGCUGGUCGAGUUAAGUGAACAAACUGCGAAACGUGACACAACCAGCUAACCUAAAAGUUUAACAACAAAAAAUUACGUUAAACAAUGUCAUGUUUCCUCAUUAGCUAACGUUAGAGUGUUAAUGUAGUAGACGGAAGAAAAUUGUGACAACGAUGGAAAUUGAUUGAUUGAUGUUAAAUAUAUCCUAUGCAAGUUAUAUCUCUUGAAAAUUACGAGCUAGCUAACGUUAGUCACUUGAGGUUUGGGCAUACGACGUUUGCCCGCUUCUGACGUGUUUAAUUCAUGUUCAACUGUCAGAAAUGACAGUUGGCGGUAAGUCACCUGUGUGCUUUCUCGAUGCGUCGGUGUAUCUGAUUAGAAUUGACAAACCUCUUCGCAUCUAGCCUAAUCUCACCAAACUACCCGUAAAAACUUGUUUCACCCCUGUCGUCUACUUUCUUCCAAAAGCGCGAUGCCGAAUUUACUGUUUAAAAAAAAAUAUUUUAUUUUUUAUUCCCUCUGUUUUAAUGUUCUGGAUCGGCGAUGGCAUGGUGUGAUGAUGGCUGAUAUCUGGCAUUUCAGGCUCUAAAGCGACAUUGUGAAACAUUUGGCAUUUCUUUACAAUUACAAACAUGGAAAUUAAAACCAGUUUAUGAAUUGUGCAGGGACUCCCUUCCUUGACUGCUGCCGUCUCGGGUUGCAUGUAUGCAUGUACUUUAAUCUAUUAUUAUCGAGUCAUAUGCACCCGUAAAACAUCUGGAAUCAACCCAUGCACAAGAUGCUUUGGAGUUAAGUGUUUUUCUCUCUCACCGAAACCAUGGGUCCCAGAAUAUCCCUAUACCAGCCAUUGUGAGGAUAGGUGGUCAGAAACCUCUGUAAACAUGUCAUUCCAUGCAAAAAGAUGAACCUACAGUAAAACUGGGAGAGAAAAAUUACCCAAAGUGUAGAGCAUUCAUGGUGUGGCCGUAGGUAAAGCAGCCAUUUACCCUGUUUCUUAUACAAACAUAAACCUUUUGCGAUGGUGUCCUGCAGAAACUAAAUUUCCAAUUCACUCUCAUUGGCACAAUUGUCAGAUGUUUGUGCAUGUAGAAAUUACCAUCACCGUUACACUGGCAAUAAACAAAAAUAAAUGUACACAGUACAAACCACAGGUCUCCAUACAGUUCUCUGUACUGGUGCCAAAUCCUGCGAUGCGGCCCGUCUGUGCGAUACAUUUCCUGAUUGCCAUCUUUGCAGAAAAUAUGAAAUAAAUUUGCAAGUGAAGGUGGCUCCAUUAGUCCAAUGAAGUGGCAAAAGGUAUAGGCAUAUCUGUAUGGUCAGUGUUUUAUUACAACCUCCUUCUACAUCCAAUGUGCGGAGGAAGUUUAACUGCAGUCAUUUAGGUUUUGGUGGGAAUUCUCAUUCCUAUUAAUGCCAAGCUAUUUUUAGGCAGGCAGAACUGUGUACAGAUUUAUGGACCACCAUGUCUAGAUCUUUUUAGAUCAAUAAAGAGAAGAACAUCAAAGUUUGCAUGAGGAGUCAUUGGAAGUUUUAGCAUGUGUUGAAUGAGUUUGCAGAUGGAAGUUGGUCAAGGCCACUGUGUUAUGCCAUAACAAAAAUGCAACAAUAUGUAUCGUAACAUUUUGUACAGUGAUAGUUAUAAUUCCCAGCGUCACAAAUGCCUGGUCCUGAAAUAAAGUAUUUUUGGUGGUGCUUGUCAAGAAUUACUGCCAAUGUAAAUGUUGUUUGCUCUGCUUUUUAGGCCUCCUCCUAUGGUUUAAAUGGUGUUUUCUGGACAUUGUAUGCCUGGUUAGUUUAGUAUACAGAUACAGGAAACCCAGAAAAUACCCUUACAAUGAGAGUUUUCAUCCUAUUCCACUUAAAAAGAAUCUUCCCAUAAGUUGGUUCAAGAGAAUACAGAGGAUUUGCUGUUCCGACGACCACUACAAGGGGCCACAGACCUCAAGAUUCUCCUUAAUGUGUGGGAAAUAAGGGUCUUCUGAGUGUCGAUCUUCACCAAAAGGGCCAAAACGGGUACCAACUGACCCAAGGGAGUUGCCACAAGUAACAGGACCAACCUUGACCCAAGGCAAGGAGUUAUUCGCCAUAAGAAAGAGGACCAACACCGACGGAGGCAAGGAGCGUUACCGGAAAACAGGGAAUAGUCUGUUCUUAUGGCAGAGUUUGAAGUAGAGUGCAUAACAUCAGGACUCAGCACACUAGCAUCCGAAUGUGGCACGCCAACACUUCACACUCUGCCUUCCGAGUGCGUGAUCCCACCUCUCGACACCAUGGCCUCCGAGAGCGUCACGCCGGCUCUCAACACGCUGCCAUCCGAGGUGGCGGAGCCAAUGGUCAUGCUGCCCUGCGUGAAAAGCGAACCAGACUUGGACACCAUUCGCACGGUGGACCUCUCCGAGAUCCAGCCACUCAGUACUGCUGCGCUCGGCUUGGAGCAAAUCAAAAUGGAGAUCAGCGGCCUGGAUUACAUCAAGUCUGAGCAUCACUCAGACCUCUACUCCUUCCACAGCGCCGACCUAGACUCGUACAAGGCGCAGUACGAGCCAAGUCUCGUGUUCGAUUACAUCACGCACGUGUCCGACAGUCUCGAAUACAUCAAGUCAGAGCAGCAUACUGACCUUCAGUAUUACUAUACCACGGAGCUGGGCUCCAUUAAAACGGAGUAUGAGCCCAACUUGAUAUCCAGUCACAUCAAAACGGAAAUGAACGGCCUGGAAUCCAUUCACAUGGCUGAGCUCCGUUCUGAACUGCACAAGCUAAGGCCGGAGAGUGCCAUAGACGGCAUGGGCAAAUUGGACUCCGACUUCACGGCUGGCAGCCUGUACGAGCUACAGUCGGCCCAAGUGGGGAAGGGGUCGGUCGGACCAAGCCAGACAGGGGAGAAGGCCUUACCGCCUCGCAAACCACGCAACCUUACCGGCGAGAAGCCCUUCUCUUGCACCCAGUGUGCGAAGAACUUCAGCACUUUGGGGAACCUUAAAACCCACCAGCGCAUCCACACGGGGGAGAGGCCGUACACGUGCUCUCAGUGCGGAAAGAGUUUCGGGCAGGCGGGAAAUCUGAAGAGGCACCAGCUCAUCCACACGGGACAGCGGCCUUACAGCUGCACACACUGUUCCAAGGGAUUCACGAAGGCGGACGACCUGAGAUCUCAUCAGAGGAUCCACACCGGAGAGAAGCCCUUUUGUUGCACGCAGUGCGGGAAGAGCUUCAGCCAGUCGAAAGAACUCAAAUCCCACCAGACCAGUCACACCGGGGACCGCGGCUUCUGCUGUCCCGACUGCGGGAAAACCUUCACAAAGGAGGUGAGCUUUCGUUCCCACCAGCAGGGCCACACCGGGACCAAGGUGCACUACUGCGGCCAGUGCGGCAAGUCUUUCAGCAAUUCAGGAGUCCUAAAAACCCACGAGAAGAUCCACUCAGGGGAGAGACCUUUCGCCUGCACUCACUGCGGUAAAAGCUUUGGCCGUUUAGGACACCUUAAAGCACACCAGCAGAUCCACACAGGGGAGCGGCCGUACUGCUGCUCCGAGUGUGGAAAGAGCUUCAGCCAGUCAGGGCACCUUAAAGCACAUGAACAGAUACACAAGAGAGAAACGCCCGGCAGUAGUAACAGCAGUCUUAGCGAUAGUAGUUAGACAAUGUUUAUCCCUCCUUUUUCUUUAUAAGUAUUAUAUAUGUCAGUUUCCUUAUGUUUUCAUAUUUUCAUGCCUUUUGUGUUCUGGGUCCAGCCGCGGCUGUCUGUUGGGAGCCGCAGCAGAGAGAAGGUAUUGAGGAUGGAAGUGUUUUUUCACGUCUCCCGUUUUGUAUCCCUGUCACUUAAGUGAUCGCUCAUCGUGUACACGCACAUCGAUAAUCUGUAAAUCCUAAACCAUGUAAUGGAAAGACUUAUUAAAGAAACUAACACAAA
Molecule: messenger RNA, 4846 nt
Organism: Conger conger (European conger)
Lineage: Eukaryota; Metazoa; Chordata; Actinopteri; Anguilliformes; Congridae
Exons: 2
Coding region: 3090-4574 (494 amino acids)
Biological process (GO): regulation of transcription by RNA polymerase II; central nervous system development
Cellular component (GO): nucleus
Molecular function (GO): RNA polymerase II cis-regulatory region sequence-specific DNA binding; DNA-binding transcription factor activity, RNA polymerase II-specific
Source: RefSeq, a predicted model, not a curated record